ACUCCGUCAGUCUAGGCUAGUGAUGCUGAGCACGCACACCGGAAGCCAUGUUGUGAUGAUGUUGGGAGGACUUGUUGACCACGACAAGCAGAGGAAGAUGAUGAUGAUGAUGAUGAUGAAGAAAAUGAUGGUCACAAGAUGGCGCCAAUAAGGAUUUGCUCGUGUGCUUUCCGACCUGCGCGUGCGAAUUCGUUCGAGUGACACAACAGAAGGACGUCGACGAAAGACAACAAGACGGGAUGGCGUUCAUGUGCGGCUUCUCGCGCUCGCGCAGCAGCUCGCCCGCUCGUCAGGACUCCCGCGAGCGCGUCACCGUGUCGGAGCUGGAGCGACUUUUGAGCAGCGGCAAGACGGCCUGCAACCACGCCGAUCAAGUCUGGCCCGGACUCUACAUCGGCGACCAAAACGUGGCGUCGGACCGUGGCGAGCUGGCGCGCUUGGGCAUCACUCACAUCGUCAACUGCGCGCAGAGCCGAUGGCGCAACGGUGGCGGCGGCGCCUACGCCGGCAUGAAGGUGACGUACCUCGGCAUCGAGGCGCACGACUCGCCCGCCUUCGACAUGAGCAAAAACUUUUACCCCGCCGCCGACUUCAUACACAAAGCGCUCUCUGGAGGAGGGCAGGUUCUGGUCCACUGCGCGGUAGGCCUGAGCCGCUCGGCCACGCUGGUCCUGGCCUACCUGAUGAUCCGGCAGAACUUAACCCUGGUCGAGGCCAUCAAGACCGUCAAGGACCACCGCGGGGUCACGCCCAACCGAGGCUUCCUGCGCCAACUCAGCGGCCUGGACGGCAUCCUGUGCGAGAGUCGCCGCACCGCCGCCGCCGCCGCGGCGAGCAGCUCGUGCUAACGGCUAACGUCACACAAUGUGCGGAGAAGCCGCCGACGUCACCGUCGGAACAAAACUGCCUCCACCAUGACGGGCUGCCGAGGACUCGCUCAGAAAACGGACCGAGACGGAGCGUUUCGUCAAAUGCUCGUUAUGACCACCUCCGUCCAGUGUUUGUUAGCAAAUGCUAACGGCAAACGUGUUUUUGGUUUUUUCCCACGCUGAACGUUUUGGGGAAAAAAAGCAAACAAUGUUCUUACAAUGUUCUUGUAUUCAUCUUCAUCAGAGGCAUUUUUCUUCCUCCGUCUGAUUUGUUUCUUCGCCUUCGAAGCACUGAGCCCUCCCUGGCUUUCUGAACGAGCCGGUCGCUCGACUGCCUGAGCCACGGCCACCACAACAAAGUCAAAUCAUCUAAAUCAGAGAUCAAAAUCAAAACAUUUGCCAUACAACCCACACCGCACUAAAGAAUUCAUUAAAAAAAAAAAAAAAAAAUCUCUGUUGUCGCUGUCGUGCCUCCCUUGUCUCCUUCACAAAUUAGGGUUCCAAACUUGGGUUAGGGUUUGAAAGUUGCCUUUUAAACUCGGGACUGGGAUUCCCAUUGUGCUUCAAGCUCCGUGUCAGGAUUCAAAGUUGGCUCUCAACGAGGGUUUGGGUUUCACAAUCGGUUUUCACGCUAGCCCGAGGGUGGGCAAGUUGGGUCCUGCUUCUUUUCCGGGGCCUCCCUGCUGCGCCGCGCCCCGUUCACUCCACAAGUCGGUGACCGUAGUAACCUCUCGUCAAUGGGAAAGAGCCUCUUACAAAGUUCUGGGGAAAAUAGUCAUGUUUAAUGGUGGCGGGGAAAAGAUGAAAGCAUAGCGAAGUGAGGAAAAAUAAUGUCGUGGAUGUGUGGAGUAUGUAGAAAUUAGAACGGUGUCAAAAUAGGGAGUGGAGUAAAAAAAA
Molecule: messenger RNA, 1766 nt
Organism: Syngnathus acus (greater pipefish)
Lineage: Eukaryota; Metazoa; Chordata; Actinopteri; Syngnathiformes; Syngnathidae
Product: dual specificity protein phosphatase 26
Exons: 4
Coding region: 240-848 (202 amino acids)
Biological process (GO): negative regulation of MAPK cascade; protein dephosphorylation
Cellular component (GO): cytoplasm
Molecular function (GO): protein tyrosine/serine/threonine phosphatase activity; MAP kinase phosphatase activity
Source: RefSeq, a predicted model, not a curated record